AUGUUAUUUUCAAUCAUAAGGUCUUCGAUUUCUUCAGGGUCACUUCUCAAAACCCCAUCAAUCAUCUCUACUCCUUACAAGCUAAGCUCCUCACUUUCUCGCUUCUCAGUCCGCUCCAUGGCUUCUUCUUCCCCUUUCAAGAAAAUCCAAAUUCAGAGAGAUGGCACUGAAUUUGAUGCUUAUGUUGUGGGGAGAGAUGAUGCCCCUGCCAUUGUUGUGCUUCAAGAAUGGUGGGGAGUGGAUUAUGAAAUCAAGAAUCAUGCUGUGAAAAUAUCUGGGCUUGGAUCUGGUUUCAAGGCACUUAUUCCAGAUUUGUAUCGAGGAAAGGUCGGGUUAGAUGCUGCUGAAGCACAGCAUCUGAUGGAUGGUCUCGACUGGCAAGGUGCUGUUAAGGAUAUCCAUGCUUCAGUUAACUGGCUCAAGGCUAAUGGCUCUAAGAAGGUUGGUGUAACUGGAUACUGUAUGGGGGGUGCACUUUCAAUUGCAAGUUCUGUUUUGAUUCCUGAUGUUGAUGCUGUUGUUUCAUUCUACGGAGUUCCUUCAUCAGAGCUUGCAGAUCCUGCCCAAGCUAAGGCACCCAUUCAGGCUCAUUUCGGAGAGCUUGAUUCUUUCGUUGGCUUCUCUGAUUUGACGGCUGCCAAGAAACUAGAGGAAAAGCUGAAAGAAUCAGGAAUUCCAUAUGAGGUGCAUAUAUAUAAAGGAAGUGGACAUGCUUUCAUGAACCGAUCCGAAGAAGGUGUGAAGAGGAGGAAGAACAUGGGAAUGAAUGACGAGGACGAUAAUGCAGUCGAACUUGCUUGGUCUCGAUUCGAAUCCUGGAUGUCAAAAUACCUCUCAGCUUGAACUGGUUUGAUUUUCAUUCCAAAUCCCCCUUUCGUCCUAAUUAACUUUCUAGUUUAUGGCCCAUCACAUAAGCUUGUUUGCAUUCCUGGGCAGUGAUUGUGAAAGUGGAAGGUAACUCUUGUUUGUGUUGCGCUCUAAAGCAUAUGCUUGUUGAAAAGUAUAUGAAUAAUAUGGUCUGUCGUUUGAAAUUUUAA
Cucumis melo (muskmelon) is the source of this 1037-nucleotide messenger RNA. RefSeq lists its product as uncharacterized. The transcript has 5 exons. Gene Ontology annotation, molecular function: hydrolase activity. Lineage: Eukaryota; Viridiplantae; Streptophyta; Magnoliopsida; Cucurbitales; Cucurbitaceae. The record is from RefSeq and is a predicted model, not a curated record. Bases 1 to 843 code for a protein of 280 amino acids.